AUGCAAGAGAUAGACAGGCCUGCUGACCCUAUCCUUCUUCCAUACUCACAGCGAGUCCAUUGUGCUUACGAACGAGUGGAGCGUCUUCAAUGCGAGUUGUGCGUGGAGUUUCGCCUAAACUGUUUAUGGCCUUUCUUGUUUUCGAGUGCCCCCGCCUUCGGAAAGGAUACUCCUAGGGGUACCUUAGUUCUCCAUAGGCGUCUGAAGGGGGAGUGGAGUGAAGGCAUUCUCUUGGGACGCCAGCUUACUAUACUAAGAGAAGAGGGCGCUAUUGUUCAGUGGGACGCCCACGCAGCGGGGAUAUGGGGCGGGGGGACAAACAAAGCAAGAGGGGGGAACUCGUUUUCACGAGCCCGAGUGGUUAUCACACACCCUCGGUUGCUGCUCUUUAACGACAGCAACGGCCCACUUCCAACGGUGUUAACUAUAAGACAACUACCUACUCACCCACUUGGAGACCAUCUUCUCAAUGUAAUCGACCCUCAGACCCUCCAACACCACUAA
Messenger RNA from Striga asiatica, 504 nucleotides. The record is from the annotation of a GenBank genome assembly. NCBI's taxonomy places the organism in Eukaryota, Viridiplantae, Streptophyta, Magnoliopsida, Lamiales, Orobanchaceae.